GAUGUAAUGGAAUCCAAAGAUUCGAAGAGCAGCAGGAGGACUCGGCAACUCGACCAAAGGCAUUCCAUUUCCAUUUCCACUUCCACUCCCCUAUUUAUUGUCCUUAGAUGCGACGACCCGAUUUCGUCUCUAAACACACCAAACCUCCCCUCUUCCUUCAUCGAAUCUUCACCCUCCUGAAUCUCCGCCUCUUUAUAAAUAACACACUCUCCCCAUCUCUCUUUCUCUGUCUAUUCUCUCUUUUCUCUCUUUUUCAAAUGUUUGAGAUUAACAUUCACACAAUUCUACUCACCCACCACUGAUUCCCAACCCUCUACUUAUACCUCACUAUGGAACUCUCCUUAGAUUUGUCUUUGGACUUCUCUCCCAAAACCAUUCCCCAAAUUCUUCUUCAACUUUCCUCCAUCUCCGAUUCCUUUACUAAGCGAUCCAAGCUUGAUGAUUAUCUCAAAAGAUUGGAAGAUGAAAUGAGGAAGAUCGAUGCUUUUAAACGAGAGCUUCCUCUCUGUGUUCUUCUCUUGCAAGACGCUAUUUUGAGAUUGAAAGAGGAGGUGUUGCAGUUCAAGGAUCAGCCGGUGAUUCAAGACUUUAUCCCAUCCAACCCAGUUUCUGAUCAAACUGAUGAGGACAACCUGAAGAGGAAGACCAGCAAGUGGUUGAGUUCCGCUCAGUUGUGGAGUACCAAUUUCAAUUUUGUUGAUGAUGAAAUCUCAGACCCCAAAUCAACUAUCAACUUGAAUGGGGAUGAAGACGAUCGGUCUGUACCACAGACCCCAAUUGAAAAUUGGAAUUGUGCAAAAAGACGAAGAGCAUUCGAAUUGUUCAAAGAUCAAAGCAAUUUUGUAAAAAGAGCCACAAAAGAAGAUGUAGCGUUUUCCGAAGUCCCUAAACUUACUCUAAUGACCCCAAUCUCCGAUCCUUUUCCUGUUAAUUUGACCGUCAAGAACGGCGGCAACGGUGGACGGAACGGCAGAGCUGCUGUUUCUGGGCUAUCUUCACCGGCGGGACAAAUGAAAGGACAGCCAAAAUUAUCCCAACAGCAACAGACUAUAAGGAAACAAAGACGGUGCUGGUCGCCGGAGCUCCACCGGCGUUUUGUCGACGCACUACAUCGACUCGGCGGAUCUCAAGUGGCAACACCAAAACAGAUAAGGGAAUUGAUGCAAGUGGACGGCCUCACCAACGAUGAAGUGAAAAGCCAUUUACAAAAAUACAGACUUCACGUUCGAAAAUUGUCACCGGCGGAAGGUUCAAGCGGCGAGAACGAGUUAAAAACAAGUGUAACACACGCGGGAUCCCCAGAUGGGCCACUCCACGGCGGUGGGUCUGGAAAAGCUCUGUCGACAACAGAAGGGGAAAGUAUGGAAGUGGAAGAAGAUGCGAAAUCGGACGGUCAUAGUUGGAAAGGAAGAAUUCAGAAACAUGGAGAUAUGUGAGGAAUUGAAAAGAAGAAAAAAACAAAUGAAAUGAAAUGGGCGUUUUUCAGUUCCGACAAGUUUUGCAGAGAAAUGGAUACAAAAUGGGGAAUCUGAAAUUUCUGAUUUUGUAGACACAAAAGAAUAAGGUAUAAUUGUAACUUACAAAGUUAUUUGUUUUUUUCUUUGUUAAAUGUGUAGUAGUAGUAGUAAGUUAAGGCGUAUUGGAUGAUGAGCAUGUAACUUUAUAAGAAAAAACUGAUCUUUUUGAAGAGGAAGUUUUUUUUUUUUUUUUUUUGCAACUUUUUUCAAUGUUGGUGGAGAUGGGCGUAUUGGCCUCUCAUCAAUGCAAUUGUAUUGUAGGAAAUAACAAGACAUUACAAUCUUCUGUCUCAAAUCCAUCUAAACAAACCUCAUCUAAUGAAUAACAAUAUUAUAGUC
This is a messenger RNA of Cucumis sativus (cucumber), 1856 nucleotides long. RefSeq names its product transcription factor HHO5. The transcript is spliced from 5 exons. Gene Ontology annotation, biological process: regulation of DNA-templated transcription. Gene Ontology annotation, molecular function: DNA-binding transcription factor activity; DNA binding. The record is from RefSeq and is a predicted model, not a curated record. NCBI's taxonomy places the organism in Eukaryota, Viridiplantae, Streptophyta, Magnoliopsida, Cucurbitales, Cucurbitaceae. The coding region runs from base 330 to 1436 and encodes 368 amino acids.